Molecule: messenger RNA, 3298 nt
Organism: Bombus huntii
Lineage: Eukaryota; Metazoa; Arthropoda; Insecta; Hymenoptera; Apidae
Product: IQ motif-containing protein H-like
Exons: 7
Coding region: 324-3296 (990 amino acids)
Molecular function (GO): protein binding
Source: RefSeq, a predicted model, not a curated record
CUCGUCCUGACGUAUUUACAACAAUUAUAUUAAUGUUUAUUUUGUAAAUACACACAAUUUAUUUUGACACAAAAAAAUACGAUACAUUAUUAUAUAAUUUUAACAUUAAAUGGAAUUACUAUAAAAUAAAGAAGACUAUUAAAAAAAAGUAGACGUAUUAGAUUGAACAGGAAGUCAUAAUUGAUACAGUUUCAAUAACAAGUAAAUUUUCAUAAAUUUUGUACAUACAUAAAUUACGAUAUUUACGUUUUCUUUAAUGAUUAUUUUCAGAGUGGAAUUUUGUCCACAUUCCAACUUUAUAUUCUCACGAUAAAAUUGCCAAAAUGAAUCGCCAUCAUAAAUUAUUACAAACCGAAGAAAUAUAUACAGAACUUAUAGAUUCAAUAAAAUCUGCUGUCAAAGGAAUACAAGAGCAAGUUACUCCUAUUAAACAAUUUCUUGGCGAUCGCAGAAAAGAAAUCAUUGAACUUAGCAGAACGGAAAAAUGGAUGGACGAUUCUUUAGAAUUUGUACAACUGUUCUACGAGAAUACUUUCAAGGAACUCAUAAGUAUUGAACGAAUAUGCGAGGAAUGUCUCGUACGUCUGAACACUAAUUUAUUAACAGCAAUAAAAGGUCGUGCGCAACCACCGUCUUAUUUAUCUCCGAAAGAGAUGAGGAAAGUUUAUAAAAUGUGUCGUGAUGCAUUCAACGAAACGAAGGAGAACGAAUUAUCCUGUCUCUGCACUUGGGAGAAUAAACCUACAUGGGAUCUCGAUGAUACUCAAGAUAUCCUAAUUAAACCAAAAGAAAUGGCACUAACCGAAUUCGACGAAUAUGACUUGAAGUUUAUUCAAGAAAUCGUUUAUCUUCGAACGCGUAUGUUCUCCUUACCAAAGAAACGAAUCGACGUGAAAAGCGGUCACGAUAUUAUUCGCGACACUGUCAAUGGUAAACAACGGGCAAGUAUUCGGUUAUCGUUGAAGACUGCAGACUUCCUUCAACUUCUUAAGCAGAGAGAAGUUCAGCGGGGGUUCUCUUACGAAAAUGAAUUAUCAAAGUUGAAGAGUUUAACAUUCGUCGAUGGAAAGUUCAAGACUAACGACACUUGGUUAAAGAUUUUAGACGUUCAGGGAGUUCUGUACGGAUCGUUGUGGCAUUUAGCGCUUCGCCCGCAAAUUGAGAAAAUUCUAACGAAACGUUUGGUACCGAUAUUACGUUUAAAUCCACGCGCCACUUUUGAUUUUUUUGCGAAGAUUACGAACUUUGCAAGUUUCGUACUAUCGAGAACGGACUUAAUAACUCUGUUGAAACAUGAGAAAGAUGCUAUUUGGUUGAAGAGCUGGAAAAAUCAGUUCAUGGCGAUAGACGGGAAACACGUUGCUGCGACAGUGAUACAAGCUUUUUGGCGUGGUUAUUGGUUACGCAGAAAGAAAUGGCUCUCAGAGUGUCUUUACAUAGCCGCGAGUCUCAUGUGGUUCUUUUGGAUCUCGUUAAAAGCAAAAAAAGAAAUGCACCGUCGUUACCUCAGGAAAAUGCUGGUCUCCUUGCAAACUACUCGAGACCUUACUCUAAAAUUAAGCAACGAAUUCGACUCUAUAACCAGGCAGCCUCAUGUAGUCUUACAUCUACCAUCCAUCGGACAUCCUAGACACUUACGUCAAGUAUUCAAUGCCAAGAUGUUCACCAUUUACCAGAACAUUACGAUCCUACGAAUUUGUUUCGUACGCAAUCCAAACGCUGAGGUGAUCUAUAUUCUCCCCGUGAAGCCUACCGAAGAUCUAUUAACGAUGUACAGCGAUUUCAUCGAGUCGAUAUCACCCGACGAAGGCGUUGCGAAACGAAUUACUUUCAUCGCUCUCUCACAAGCAGAUUGUUUUAAGAAUCUCCCUUUAAACGUCUCCAGGAUCCUCCACUGUUCUCAAGAAUCUCUAAACGAGAUUGAGAAGAAAAUCGCUGGCAAAUCGGCUUAUUUCUUGCCUUAUAUUGUCGACGAGUGCGACAUGAGAUUGGCAGGUACUCUCAAUGUUCCUCUACUGAGUCCCGAUAUGGAAAUGCAACGAAAAUUUCUAAACGCUUCUAACAUGUCUGAAAUGAUCAACAGCUUUGGCCUUUCGCAGCCACCGUAUAAGAGUAACAUAACGGAUUAUGAAACACUCUGUUCGUCGUUGUCCGAGUUAAUGGUGCUUCAUACUGAAAUUAGUAUGUGGUUGAUCAAGUUGAAUUACGGUACGACUAGUAAACAGAGUGGAAUUUUUCUAAUUAAUCAUAUUAGCGUACCAUUUAUGCCGAUGUUGAGACGGGAACGAGAGAAACACGGCGAUUAUUGGAUGGAGCAGCCAAGCUUGAGGGCUGAAUUUCUUCAGAAAAUGAGGGAACAUAUACCGAAAAUCAUACCAAAUGUGAUUCGGUUGUCGAAGAUGUAUAGUACUUGGGCGAUGUUCUACGCUCAUAUGCAGAAAUUUGGGUGUUUGCUGCAGGCUGUUCCGCCGGAAAAGAAUCCUAAGACGAUUAUGGUUUCUUUCUUUGUUCCUGGGAAAGCGACUAAAAAGAAACCGAAGUGGUUGGGGACUGCGGAUAAGAUAAAUUUAGAAGCCACACAUUCGACGACUAUUUACAUGUUACCUCAAACUUCUUUGGAUAUCGAUAAGAUAAAACCGACGGUGAAUAAAUUCGCUAGAGGUAUGCAAGAUAAGGGAUAUUUUGGUUACUUAGCCGUCGAUUGCUAUUGUUAUUUGCGUAAGCAAGAGGAGAUUCUGAUGGUAUUGUUAUUGAACGUAUUCCCUUAUUACUCUUACUGCCAAAAUUACAUCGAUUGGAUGGAAUUCGCGAUCGGAGGACGCUAUAAUGAUCGGGAUGAUGAAUUUACGAUCGAUACUUCAAUAGUCCCAGAUGUGGAGAAAAGGAAAUCACCUUUCUUAUAUAUGGAAAAGCCACCUCAAUGGAAUAACACUGCAGAAAGAUACGCGAUCGCAAUUACUCAAUUGCAUCACAGUAAAUUUCCAGCUUACCGAUGGCCAACCCUUAAAAAUCUGUUCGAAGAAUGUGACAUUGCAUAUGAUAGAAAAAAACGUCAAGGAUCUAGUAUAAUAUUACACGAUGGUGAAAUUCGAAAUUUCGGCAAGAUGGUUGCUGUUAGUCCUUCUAUGACCGCUACGUUAACAAUGAUGCAUAAAAAUCUGACGAAAUUGCAUCGAAUUCUGAAGAAAUCGAAGACGAAGUCAGAAACGAAUUUACCAACCCUCAUUGAUUUCUUUUUAAAACUCUCUCUUGACUAUAGGAAUUUGGCUACUGACAAGUGUUUGUCACAUUCUUAAAU